CUCCGAUCGAACCAGCUUGGACCUCACAAUGCUGCCACCUUUCCUACUUGCCAUUUUCUUAGCCACCGGCCUUCAUCCAUGGCCGGAGGCGGAGGCCUUCGCUUCGGCCCUUCUUGCCGUGGACGACGAGACCGCGCUUCAAUUUUCCUCCGACUUCGGCCGCCUCGCGCCCCCCGCCCCUCCCGCCGCCGUCCUGCGCCCCUCCUCCCCCGAUGACAUCGCGGACUUGCUCCGCCUCGCUUCCUCCUCCUCGCGCCCUUUCGCAGUGGCCGCGCGAGGCCACGGGCACUCCAUCCGCGGCCAGGCCCUCGUCCCCGGCGGCGUGGUCGUCGACAUGGCCGCCCUCGGCCGAGGCGGCCACAGCCGGAUCAACGUGUCCGCCUCGCCGGCGUACGUCGACGCCGGCGGCGAGCAAUUGUGGAUCGAUGUCCUGCUCGCGACGCUCGAGCACGGCCUCACGCCGCGCUCGUGGACCGACUAUCUCCACCUCACUGUUGGCGGGACGCUCUCUAACGCCGGCGUCAGCGGCCAAGCCUUCCGCCACGGCCCACAAAUUUCCAACGUCCACGAAGUAGAUAUAAUCACCGGAAGAGGCGAGAUGGUGACGUGCUCGCGCGACGUGAACUCGGAUCUCUUCUACGGCGUUCUCGGCGGACUCGGUCAGCUCGGGAUCAUAACUCGGGCUCGGAUCGCGGUCGAGCCGGCUCCGACUCGGGUCCGAUGGGUGCGCCUCAUCUACACCGACUUCACGGCAUUCAUCGACGACCAGGAAGGCCUGAUCUCGAUCACCGACGGGACGGGGUUCGACUACGUCGAGGGAUCUCUUCUGAUGGACCAGACGACGACCCUGAUCAACAACUGGCGUUCUUCCUUCUUCUCUGGCGACGACUCGGAGAAGAUAAAGAAACUGGCCUCCCAGUUCGGCGGCGCGAUCUACUGCCUGGAAGCAGCUGUUUACUACGACGAACCGGUGACGGACGCAGUGGAUGAGAAACUCGCUUCGUUGCUGAGAAAGCUGCGCUUCGUCUCCGGCUUCGCCUUCGCCGUCGACGCCACCUACCUCGCCUUCCUCGACCGGGUCCGAGAGGGCGAGCUCCGGCUGCGGGAGGUGGGGCUGUGGGACGUGCCCCACCCCUGGCUCAACCUCUUCGUGCCCAAGUCGGCCAUGCACGUGUUCGAAUCCGGAGUAUUUAAGGGGAUCCUGAAGACCAAUAAUUCGCCAGGACCAGUCUUGAUCUACCCCAUGAACAAGAACAAGUGGGACGAGAGGAUGUCGGCUGUGACCCCAAACGAAGAGAUCUUCUACUCGAUAGGGCUGCUGAGGUCCGCCACGUCAGGCGAGUGGCAGGAGCUGGAGAGGCAAAACGAGGAGAUCUUGGGAUUCUGCCAUGAAGUAGGGAUUGAGCUCAAGCAAUACUUGCCGCAUUACACUGAGCAGAGUGACUGGGCCAGGCACUUCGGCCACAAAUGGGACAAGUUUGUCGAGUUGAAGAAGAGAUACGAUCCCAAAGCUAUCUUAUCACCUGGCCAACAGAUUUUCACACCAGAUCAUGCUGAUGGUCAGGACCUGAAUAUCAUUGAUCAUCUCACUGUAAAUUAAUUAUUAAUUACUAAUUUUGACAAUAAUUAAUUAGGUUAUAUAUAUAUUUAUAUAUAUAAAAUAUAUAUGUAUGGGCCAUCAUGUAUGGGAAUGAGGUAGCUGCAGCUGCAGUGUUAAUUAUCUACUUUGAGAAAUUACUGUGGAUCUUAUGUGGUUUAAUUGGUGUGGGUGUUGGACUACAGAAACAGAACAGUGGUAUUAUUGUUGGCAUCACCUAGAUU
Molecule: messenger RNA, 1821 nt
Organism: Zingiber officinale
Lineage: Eukaryota; Viridiplantae; Streptophyta; Magnoliopsida; Zingiberales; Zingiberaceae
Product: cytokinin dehydrogenase 6-like
Exons: 4
Coding region: 29-1600 (523 amino acids)
Biological process (GO): cytokinin metabolic process
Molecular function (GO): cytokinin dehydrogenase activity; FAD binding
Source: RefSeq, a predicted model, not a curated record